AUGAGGACGAUAUUGCUUAUUACUUUCGUAUUAGUUGGAAUAAGUGACGGAACCUGGGUUUCGUUUGGAACGACGCCUGACGGUGCGACAGACUUUGAUCCUGACGACCCAAAACCAGAUCUUGAUAACGAACCACCGCCACCAUCUACUACCACGCCUACAACUACCACUACCACGCCUACAACUACCACUACCACGCCUACAACUACCACUACCACGCCUACAACUACCACUACCACGCCUACAACUACCACUACCACGCCUACAACUACCACUACCACGCCUACAACUACCACUACCACGCCUACAACUACCACUACCACGCCUACAACUACCACUACCACGCCUACAACUACCACUACCACGCCUACAACUACCACUACUACACCAACAACUACCCCAACUACACCGACAACUACCCCCACUACACCGACAUCUACCCCCACUACACCAACAACUACCCCCACUACACCAACAACUACCCCCACUACACCGACAACUACCACUACCAAGCCAUUAAGUACCACAAGUACAGUUAAACCUCCUCCUCCUUCGGACUGCGAUAUCGAGCUAGAUAAUGAAUGCUUGAAACCCAAACAACAUUUAUGGGAACUCCCAGAAACGAAGGAACUUCUUAUAUUCAAAAUACGUCUCCGGAAUGCACUGAUUUUGGAUAAACAAGCUAAACAGUUCCUCUUACAAAUACCCGGGAGCUCAAGCGAUGACGAGGCGGAUACUAAAUGUAAAUUUGACGCGUCCAAUGGGAGUGAAAGCAAUAAAUGUCCCUUUCAACAGAAGAAAUUACUUGGAUUUUGGAGAAGCUGGAAUGAGCUGUGUAUAGUGGUUUUCCCAAACUUACAGAACGUUACAUUCGUUCUCUGUGAAAGGAGACAGGUCACUAUUGACCUCAAAUCCUCAAAAGUCCUAGCGACCGGAUAUAAGGCUCCAUACGGGGUUGGAAUGACGACCAUGCAAAUUAGCAAUGCGGAAUGA
Messenger RNA from Ylistrum balloti, 993 nucleotides. RefSeq names its product mucin-2-like. The record is from RefSeq and is a predicted model, not a curated record. Lineage: Eukaryota; Metazoa; Mollusca; Bivalvia; Pectinida; Pectinidae. The coding region runs from base 1 to 993 and encodes 330 amino acids. The transcript is spliced from 4 exons.